Molecule: messenger RNA, 1480 nt
Organism: Cydia splendana
Lineage: Eukaryota; Metazoa; Arthropoda; Insecta; Lepidoptera; Tortricidae
Exons: 3
Coding region: 12-1412 (466 amino acids)
Source: RefSeq, a predicted model, not a curated record
AAGUCAAACUGAUGGUUAUAUUCGACCCUCCUCAUCUUAUUAAAGGAUUGAGAAAUAAUUUUUUGAAUAAAGACAUUUCCUUUGAAGGAAAAUUAUCCACAUGGAGAGACAUCGUGGAUGUAUACGAAACGGACUGCAAUAAUAUGGAAACAAGAAUGCUGCAUAAGUUAAAUGACCAGCAUGUGAUACCUGAAAAAAUUAAAAAGAUGAAGGUCAAGAACUGUGUAAAAGUAUUUAGUUACACACUGUCUUCGGCUCUAUCUUACACAGCCAACUUCUCUCACUAUGCGGACGGCAGACCUGUGAGUGAAACAUUAAGAAACACUGCUGAAACAGUUUUGUUCUUUGAUAAAUUGUUUGAUAGCAUCAACGGAUCAGCAACCUAUUCACAAAAGAAAGGAAAAGAGCUACGCUGUGCAGUGACAGAAAAAUCUAAGCACCAUGAAUUUUGGCCGGAGAGCAUCGAGAAACUGGAAAAAAUUAAAUAUGUAGAUUCCAAGGGAAAUCCGAAAUCCGUGCCUUCCUUAAAAAACUUUAUUGCCACGGUAAAAACAUUCAUGAAGCUGUGGCAGUUUUUUAAGAGCAAAAAUAUGACAAUAAUGCGCCCAAGGUUCUUCAAUUCAGAUCCAAUUGAAAACUUCUUUGGCCAAGUCAGGGCCUAUAAUUAUAGGAACAACGACCCCAACUGCCACAGUUUCAAGAACACCUUUAAAUCAUUAUUGAUUACUAGAAUGAUAAAGUUUCAUGGUGACGCUUAUAAUUGUGAGGAUGACUCGGCAGACCAAAUAAUUAAUUUAAAAUCAUUAUUUGAAGAUAGUGAAACUGCUAGGGUCGAGCCGGGUCAUCCCAAAGUAGGAGAUGUAGAAGAUACUGUAGAAGAGGCCCAACGGGAGCAACUAAAUGUUCUCCAUUCGCGAGCGUACACUGCUGGAUGGGUGGUAACAAAAACAAUGCAGAAAUAUAAUAAUCAAUGUGACAGUUGCAGAAAAAGCCUUACUACUAAAGAAGGCGCAAUCCACAAAUGGAUUCAUCAAAGAGAGUAUGAUGCCGCCACGAAACGCCUUACUUACCCAUCCAGAGGUGCUGUUCGGUGUUUCGGUACAAUUAUUAAAGAAACAAACGGAUUCUUGGAACACCGAGCCCAUGAAUUAAAUCUGACGGCCAAAAUUAUGGAAAAAAUUUUGUUCAACAAUCCAUUUAGUUUCUUUAAAUGUACCACACACCGUGAAAUUUUGUCAUAUUUUAUUUCCGUGACAGUAAAGUUCUCGAUUACAAAUUGGUGCAAUAACAUUAAUAAAAUAUUAAAAGGAACGGAUAUUGUGCGGAUAAAAAACCGCACUUUGCCUGCGAUGCAGCAGAAAGCUUUUUUAAAAUAUAAGAAAAGACUGAGGAAUAAAUCGUUUAAUAAAUAAAAUUGUGUUUUAUUUAAAUUAUUGCGACAAGUGUAGUUCCCGGCAUUUAAAUUGAACACUGACUCAAU